CUUGGACCCUAUUAGGAUUUUCCCCAGCAUAGUUCUCACGAGGCCUUAAGAGAAACAUGUCCAAUUACUCGACCUGGGCGACCCAAACUCUAGCUGAAACAGUCAAACCAACUCAUGCAUAAAAUCUUGCAUUUCUUCUUUACUUCGACCUGGCCCAUUAAUCGGACAGCAACAAAAACAACAACCUGAUUACCCGAACGAAGCAAGCUAGGGCUAAUGACCAAAACUCUUCGAACAGAGUUGGAAUCCCGCAUUCAAACCCAAUGCUCUUCCCAACUCGACCUCUUGGCUUCUCUCCCGCCUUUAGUCCCCAUUGUUGUGUCUUCCAUCGACCUCUCACUCCAAGUCGUCUCUUCAUUCAACAGCAAGCCCUUAACACCCACUCCUUCACUCCCCAAUGUUGCCACUACCACCGCUAACAACAUACCCUCGAUCAAAAUCAGGUACGUCCAGCACUCCACCGCUCUCGGGGGAUACAAGAAGUAUAUCUUCUAUUACCAAGAUUCAGAACGCCAGAGACGACCAUGACGAUAAGUUAGGCGAUGGGAUGGAAGAGUGUGGUAUAAGUAAUAAGAUGUAUAAUAACUUUCACUCAAUAACUUGAGUUAUUGGGACCAAUGUGAUAUCAAAGCUGGGUUGACUAAAUGGUCGUGUGUUCAAAUCUACACGACCCCAAUAUUAACAGUUGAUUAAAAGCAUAAAGUAUGGUCGCUGCCGUGGAGAAGGUAGCGUUAAGGGAAAUGGGAGAGAGUAUGGUGCUAUCUGUUAGAAAGUGGUAUAAAAUCGAGUAUAACCUUCUCCCAACAACUCGAGUUAUUGAGAGCAACUGGUUUAUGACAUGAUAUCAAAGCUGGUUUGGUCAAGUGAUCAUGUGUUCAAAUCUCCACGACCCUCAAUAUCAAUAAUUGAUUAAAGGCACAAGAUAUGAUGGGCCUGUGCAAACUUCAAAUCCAUGGGUAAGCUUUCAUUUGAGGGGGUAGUGUUAGAGUUGAGAGCAAGUGGUUUAUGACACUAUCCUUGGAGAUGGCUCUAAGGUCCAUGGCAGAGGAGAUUUGUGGUGUUGACUUUGGGGAAUUUGUGGUAAGUGGCAAGUCUAGAGUCAUGGUUUUGAACAUUGAUAUUCAACAUUGAUAUGAAUAUAUCGAAAUUGUGUUUAAUUUUAUUAAAACAAAAUGUAAAAUCUCAUCAGAAGUUGCACCGAAUUACCCAAUGGUGGGAAAGUUGUAGCAAGUUAUCCAAUGGUAAGGUAUUUUGUGCUUACAUUUUGGAUUAACAAUAAUUUAUUUUUUCUUAUCGGUAAAACAACUCAUCAAUUUGGUGUCUUGUAAGCAAUUUUUCUAUUUGGAUACGAUACUAGUUUACAAACACUAAAAAAAUAUUAUUAAAAUUAUAUUGUUAAAAAAAUUAAAUAUACAUC
Molecule: messenger RNA, 1417 nt
Organism: Linum trigynum
Lineage: Eukaryota; Viridiplantae; Streptophyta; Magnoliopsida; Malpighiales; Linaceae
Source: the annotation of a GenBank genome assembly